Messenger RNA from Penicillium longicatenatum, 1008 nucleotides. Its product is annotated as DNA primase small subunit. Gene Ontology annotation, cellular component: alpha DNA polymerase:primase complex. Bases 1 to 1008 code for a protein of 335 amino acids. The record is from RefSeq and is a predicted model, not a curated record. Gene Ontology annotation, biological process: DNA replication, synthesis of primer. Lineage: Eukaryota; Fungi; Ascomycota; Eurotiomycetes; Eurotiales; Aspergillaceae. The transcript has 2 exons.
AUGAACCCAUCUCGUUUCGAAAUCGGACCCGUUUACAGCACCAAUCCCCGCGACCGCAAAACCCUGCGAGGAGGCCAGAUGAAACCUGUCUCGAAAGAACUGGUUUUCGAUAUUGAUAUGACAGAUUACGAUGAUAUCCGAACAUGCUGCUCUGGCGCUAGCAUCUGUGCCAAAUGCUGGGCGUUUGUCACUAUGGCGAUUAAGGUGAUCGACGCUGCUCUCCGGGAGGAUUUCGGCUUCGAGCACAUCCUAUGGGUCUACUCGGGCCGUCGUGGUGCCCACGCCUGGGUUUGCGACCCGCGUGCCCGUAAUAUGCCUGACGAUCGACGGAGGGCAAUUGCUGGCUACCUCGAAAUUACGACACUCAUCGACCAAGAUACCUUUACAAGCUCCGAACAGGCAGAAAAGCUCCUCAAUCUGCUCCCGGAUAAAUCGCUCAAUGAUGCCCUGAGGAGGAAAUGGAGCUCGUCUCCUGAUCGUCCCAGCACCAGCAAAUGGGCUGAUAUUGAUGCAUUGGCCAAGACUGGAAAGAGUAGCACAUUGAAUACUUCUACGCUGCGCGAUGCCAAGCAAGAUAUUGUACUGGAAUAUACCUACCCACGUCUUGAUGCGGAGGUCAGCAAGAAGAUGAUUCACUUGUUGAAGAGUCCAUUUGUUAUUCACCCUGGCACUGGUCGUAUUUGUGUCCCAAUCGACCCAAAGAAGGCCGAUGAAUUCGACCCCUUGUCCGUCCCGACUGUGCUGGGUCUCCUCGGCGAGAUCGACGAAUACGAUGCCAAACAUCCCGCUGGUACCGAGACUGAGAUGCCUGAUGCAAAUGGCAGUGCAGCGAACGGUUCUGACGUUAGAGGACCUCGCAAAAUGCAGGAUUAUGAGAAGACCAGUCUGAAGCCCUAUAUUGAUUUCUUCAGGUCGUUUAUUGCUGGUCUAAUCAAGGAAGAGCGGGCCGGCAAGCGAGAGCGUGAUGAGACUGGCCCGAAAAUCAAAGCUGACCCGAUGGAGUUUUGA